Molecule: messenger RNA, 1533 nt
Organism: Adineta ricciae
Lineage: Eukaryota; Metazoa; Rotifera; Eurotatoria; Adinetida; Adinetidae
Source: the annotation of a GenBank genome assembly
AUGUUUCCUACAACAUAUGUGCACUACACUGAUGCCGAUGGGAAUGGACGUAUAAAGACAAACAACAUAUUCGGUACUGGAACCUCAUUGUACAAUGUUGCUCAAUGGAUUCUACAAUGGUUGAAAGGUACUUAUGCGUUUGACAUACAAAUUUGGAGCCCAAAUAGCAGUCAAUGGCUUGAUUUCGACGAUGAUUAUAUAAACCAGCAGGGUCCGUAUGGCAAGCAGUCAGAAGUUCAUCUGAAAGUUCUUCGCACCAGUGAUGGUCGAUUUCGAAAUUCAGCACUAGCUACUCGGAAAUAUCAGGCUCCAUCGUCGGUAUUAGUCAAUUAUACCAAUCCAACUAUUAGUUUUAUUCGAGAUAUUCAUGCCGAGCAGCGAGAUGAAGACCGUGAUAAGAAGUCAACAAUCAAAAGUGAUACUGGACGCAAUCCUAUUUUUAUUAAAGUCAAAAUCAUGUGUCAAGCUAGCAAUGCAGCAAGUCCUUCGGCAUAUAAUAUAUUGGUCUUUCUCGUAUGGGAAGUCUGUGAUAAAGGUGUUCGUACCUUAUAUUAUCAUCCAUAUCGGAAACUAGUUAACGACUUAAACGAUGAGGCUUAUGUUACUAUUGUUCCAACAACGGAUAUGUUUGGCCAAGGAGUUGCUCUUGAUGUGUCAACAAAAGGAAUUCCUGGUUCAAAAACAGGUGGUAAAAACCCAGAGAAGCAUCUCUUUUGCCAUUUGGAAAAUAGACUCCAUCAAGAAACAACUUAUGAAACAAGUCGCUUGGCGUGUUUACUGACAGUCAAUGGAGAUCCUUUGUGGCGUACACUCGCACUUUCAAAGCCUACGAUUUUCACAAAGUCGUAUUACACGGUUGAAGAAAGAAAUGUGCUUGAUUGUGAUGGACAAGUUGUAGAAACAGUACGGGUUCAAAUAUUUAAACGAAAAAGGAAUCUGAAUCAAUGUGACACAGUGCCACAGUGUCCUGAUGUAACAAAUCGAAAAGUAAGCAAGAAACGAGUGGAUAAUAAUUCAACUAUCAAUUCGCUGAUUCAUGCUGGUGAAAGUAGUCCUUGCUCUACUGGAGAUGCUACCAUUCAAGGUCUACCCGUUACUUGGGCUGUUCCUCCGACCCCUCAGAAUUUAAACGAUCAAUAUCAAACUGUUCGUGGUAUUAACCAACCACCUGAACAGCUGUCACCCCAUUGGGUAGCUAAAUAUUUGUGUGAGCUCAAAAGCAAGCAAAAUACCAAUGCACCAAAAGCCGUAGCACCGAACGAUGAUGCUGAUCAAGAUGUUUCUCCAAACUCAUCAUACAUUACGCUCUCAAGUGGAUAUAUAUCUCAAUUCAUUAUGGAAACCAAUACAGAUCAAUCUGAUAUUAUCAACAAUCGAACAGUAUCACAAACGGCACCCUUUGCUGAGAUCAGCGAUAGAGCUUUAAUCAUACCUCAAGAACAGCUCGUCAAUGGCAUUUCGCUCAACGGAAAAAAAACAAAUACCAAUGCACCCGGCGAUUUUCAAGUACUCCACAGUUGGUUCCAGACGUAG